Messenger RNA from Saxophila tyrrhenica, 1464 nucleotides. RefSeq lists its product as uncharacterized. Bases 1 to 1464 code for a protein of 487 amino acids. The record is from RefSeq and is a predicted model, not a curated record. The transcript is spliced from 2 exons. NCBI's taxonomy places the organism in Eukaryota, Fungi, Ascomycota, Dothideomycetes, Mycosphaerellales, Extremaceae.
AUGCCGCCCUCUAGCUAUGCAUUCAUCGACUGUUCGGAACCUGGCAGCAUCCGUAAUGCCCGGACGAAGGCUCGUAUUCGCAAGCAUGCCAUGAAAGAUAUAGGCAUCUCACGACGACGACCCCGAACCUGGCACGUGGAGUUGGAGCUUCGUCCGCAACCUGCAGAGGAGGCGACACGACCUGGUUCGGAUGAGGGUCUUUCCGGUGCUGAGACAAGUGCCUACCAUGUCUUGACUCGAAAUCGACAACACCACCUUCCCCGUUCAAACAGCAUGCCGAUGCGAUCUCUCGGCUCCGAACCGUUCGAUGCUUCCCCAUACUACCUUUGGUACUCGUCGGAAUUCCCGAACAACUUUACUUUCUCUCCAUGCGCCUCUCGCGUCGUAUCCGCUGCGAUCCAUGACGAGAUCUUGUUAAGUUGUCUGCUAAGCUCCGCAGCAUCUCGCGUGCAGUACGUCCAUGGAGCUGCAUUGGCACAUGUGCGGAAGCAGGAGGUGUAUUGCACGCACCGCGGUCUUCAACUUCUGCAGGUCUCACUGAAUGGUUCGCAUGUACGGGCAACGCUCCCAAGUGAACGACUAAUCGCCUGUGUCCUAUACUUGGGAGCCGGUGCAAUCUAUCGUGAGGACUUUGAGACUGCGCAGAAACAUAUCGACGCCGCGGUGAAGCUGACAGAGACAAUCGGUGGUACAAAGUGCAUCCAUGACCAACUGACCUUGGUUCGACUGGUCAGUCUGGACGAUACGCUUUCCUGUGCCGCGCUGAAGCCGUGCUCUCUGAGGUGCACCUAUGAUCCAGGACCACUGACGCAUGAUUGCCCGCUGGGUCAACCGCCGCACGGAGCCUUACCCGAUAGCUUUGAGUUCGCAGACAAGCGGUCCAUCCCAAUAGCUUUGCGUGCAGCGUUCCUGGAGAUCGUCGAAUGCCGUCGGCAUAAGAAUGCUCUUGGGCAACUCAAGUCCACCGUAUCUUCGGAAGCGCUUGAAGUCCGACAGUGGGUGACGAUGCGCGGUUUGGCCAUUCGCAACCGUCUAUUGGAGUUCACGUCGACUGACACCAAGGCCAGAGUGCUGAGACUUGCAUUGAUCGUAUGGACCCUUCUUCCGCCAUGCGACCCUCGACAAACUCGAACAGCUCGAACUCUCGCUCAAAGCAUGGUCACUGAGCUCUCUCGCAUCAAGGACUCUUCGUGGAGAGGCCUCGAGAAGAUCAGGCUGUGGUGUCUUCUUAUAGGCUUCUACUCUGCUCAAGAACUGAGCGAGACACGUUCAUGGUACGCCGAAGAGAUCCGCAAACGGGUACGGUGCGAUAGAAGCUUGAUCGGACUGCGGCGCGGGACAUCGCUGAACGAAGAGCUUAUUGCCUUUCAGGAACGUUUUGGCUUCCGCGAACCGACGUUGAGCCAUCUCACCGAGGAUAUUGUCAAGCAUCUAAGAUUUUGGGAUGACUUUGAGAAGGACUGA